GGCAGAGAUAGAUAUCUACAAAGGAAGUGACGUUUCUAACUCAACUUUAGGUUCUUCAGGAAGACAGAACGCCGAGCGUGUGUCUAACAAGCAAACGAUUAGAAUCGACGGUCCACUUGGUCACGUGUUCACGUCUGGAGAGAACGACGCCAUGAUCGUCCAUUACCGCACCAUCUCGCUUAUAAUUCUCGUCGGACUCGCAACGACUGCAUUGCUCAACACUCUGUCUACAAAAUACAGUCGAGAAUUCGUCGCUCAAGCGACUAGUAUUCGUUUAUCUAGAGCUACGACCUCUAGCGGCAGCGCAAUACCACAGGGGAGUACUAAAGCUUCUGUGCUCAGCAAUACAUCACGUCGGACUACUGGUGAUGUGUGUAAACAUGCCGAACGCGCAUCUGCUAAUAGAAUGAGAUAUUUGAAGUUGCAUCCGCCGUCGUUUGCGACGACAAGAGAGAUGUUCAGACCCGUCAAGCGACUGCUCUUUUUUAUUGGCCCGGCGAGAAGCGGCUCGACCCUGAUGGGAAGGCUACUGGAUGCUCAUCCACACAUUACAGUAACCAACGAGUUUGAUUUAUUCACUCGCUGGCCAUCCGAGCCUAAGCUGUGGGACAAAAAGAAACUCUUCACUAAUUUGUACAAAGAAAGUGCCAUCGCAGCAUGGCUAGGCAUGAAAGCACUCAACCAACAAAAAUACAGAGGAUGUUUUACCGCAUACAUCAGAGUCCCUUACCAAUGGCAAGGCAAGUGUGAUGGCUACUUGGAAGUAAUCGGCGAUAAGAAAGCACAAGCCACUCUAAGAGCAAUUCAGGCUAACAGUAAGAUUGUUGAUGAGAUACAGUCAAAAUUGGGACUUCCGAUGUCGUUCAUUUACCCUCUUCGACAUCCGUUGGAUAUGGUCGCUACGCACGUAUUACGAGAGACUGGCAAGUAUGAAACGUACAGUCACACAAACAAACAGCUCUACAACUUACCAAAAUUGAAAUCAGCUAUUCAUCACUUCAACAACUUAACUAAGGCCAUCCAGGACUGGAUGGAUUCGAAAAUGUUGGACAUACUGCCUGUGCACAACGAUGACUUGAUCUAUGAUACUAAACGAACAUUGGAAACUGUGUGUGGGUUUUUGAACGUCACAUGCACGUCAGACUACAUCGGAAACUGUGGCAAGGUUAUUUACAAGGAGAGUUCGAGAACGCGCGACAACGUCUACUGGCCGCCUGAUCUCAAACAGCAACUGCUUAGUAUAGUCAAACAGUACAAAAUUCUUGCAAGAUAUGAAAAAGAUUUCUAAUUGUUACACUUGCCUGUAACAUACUACCUAUACUACACCUGUACUAUAUAAAAUUCGUCAACUGAA
Corticium candelabrum is the source of this 1354-nucleotide messenger RNA. RefSeq lists its product as uncharacterized. Gene Ontology annotation, biological process: peptidyl-tyrosine sulfation. Gene Ontology annotation, molecular function: protein-tyrosine sulfotransferase activity. The transcript has 2 exons. NCBI's taxonomy places the organism in Eukaryota, Metazoa, Porifera, Homoscleromorpha, Homosclerophorida, Plakinidae. Bases 152 to 1288 code for a protein of 378 amino acids. The record is from RefSeq and is a predicted model, not a curated record. Gene Ontology annotation, cellular component: Golgi apparatus.